AUGGAGUUUGAGAUUGAUGACUCCGGUAAUGGUGAUGCAGUAGGAAAUGUUACUACUGGAGAGGUUAGUAGUAGCAUAGCUGACAAAGACAAACUUGACUGCAGUUCUUUCGAUCCAACUGAUGAACAGGAUCAAGAUGAUAAUACGACUCAAGAUUCUUCUGGAGUGGACCAAAUCCCGUUAGCAAUUACUGCAUUAUCGGCUGUGAGAACAGUUGAUGAACCUUACAUGGGUCAGGAGUUUGUAUCGGAAGCUGAAGCACAUGCAUUUUAUAAUGCAUAUGCUACACGUGUUGGAUUCGUCAUACGUGUAAGUAAGCUCUCGAGGUCAAGGCGUGAUGGGUCUGUUAUCGGACGGGCUCUUGUUUGUAACAAAGAAGGUUUCAGAAUGCCUGACAAGCGGGAAAAGAUUGUAAGGCAGAGGGCAGAAACAAGAGUUGGUUGCAGGGCAAUGAUUAUGGUGAGGAAAUUAAAUUCUGGUCUAUGGUCUAUAACAAAGUUUGUAAAGGAGCAUACACAUCCUCUGACACCUGGAAGAGGCAGAAGGGACUUCGUUUACGAGCAAUAUCCGAGUGGACAUGACAGAGUUCGAGAACUAUCUCAGCAGUUGGCUCUAGAGAAAAAGCGAUCUGCAACCUAUAAAAGGAAUCUCGAAUUGUUAUACGAGUACAUCGAGGAGCAUAAUGAAUCCGUUUCAAGGAAGAUUCAACACAUAGUAGAGAGUGUGAAGGAGAUGGAAGCCAACGAACAAGACAGUCUUAGAUAG
This is a messenger RNA of Lathyrus sativus (Indian pea), 765 nucleotides long. Lineage: Eukaryota; Viridiplantae; Streptophyta; Magnoliopsida; Fabales; Fabaceae. The record is from the annotation of a GenBank genome assembly.